AAAUAUAUAUAUAUGUAGUUUGUCUAAGUCUACCUGAAGUCAUUGUAUAAAAUAGGAAGCCACCUAUUAGCUUUCAGUUAGUCUGCAAUUGGACAACAGCCAGAGAUAUGGAAAAUCGCCGGCAACGUUUAGAAUUUGCACUCAGUAUACUGCCUUAUAAUGCAAAAGCAGUGCAGUUAUCAUUCUACCAACAGCAAGUGGAGGAGAUAAUUACCCGCUUACGGACCGAUCUCUCAGAUUUUGGGGAGAACGAAAGCGUAGAUGAUGAUGUAAACAGGCUGCACCGACGAAAUGAGGCAGCGGAUACUUUUGCCGAGCAUACAAUGCGAAACAUUGAGCUAUCAGAAAUCACAAAUCCCCCCACAGGCAAACUAAGUACCCUGGAUACCCUUACACUGGCGGCUGAGAAGCUGCUAAAGACCCAGCAAAUGCUAAAUAACAUCAAAAGCGAUGACGAGGAGCUGGAUGAUUUUGAGAACGAUGAGUUCAUUGAUGGAGACACGGCCUUCGCCAAUAUGGAACGCAACCAGCUGAUGGAAAACACAAUUCAAAAUGUGAAUGAGGCAAGGGUGAAAAUGCUGCAGCGUUGGGAACGUAGUAAGCGCACUGCUCUUGACUUGCUCACGGUUGAAAUCGAAAAAGUUCAGGACAUGGAUCAAACCGAUACGAAUACACAAAAGUCAGGACACUUUCAGCUAUUUCGAGAUGGCACGGACGAGCACAAUACCUCGACACCCAAAACCAAUGAAGAGGAGAAUAUUGAAGCAUUAAUUGAGGAUCCGGACGAUGAAGACUAUGUCCCUGAAACAGAGUCGAAGAGUGUCGGCAAACGCGUACGUGUGGCCAAACCAAUGACAUCAACUCCGAAGGCCAAAAAGAUGCGUCCGACAUUUGAAUUUGAUCACGAUCAGUCGUCGCCUAUGGUCGUUUUGGGACCAAAUGGCACUCAAGUAUCUCGCUCUUGCUUAAACGCGAUUAACUGGGAUAUGACUGGGCCAUCGAUUACUCGGAAAUUACUUUGCGAGAUCUUCGAUCGUGAGACUUUGGCCCAUCAUACACUGUCGGGCAAACCAUCGCCAGCUUUCAGAGACUGUGCACGUCCCACCAAGCAACAGCUUGACCCUCGCAAGGUAGCCGAUUUGGUAUACUUAAUGACCAAUAGUAUGGACAUGACACCACGUGAAGUACGCACCGCCAUCACCACAAAAUGUGCCGAUGAGAAUAAAAUGUUGAGAUCGCGUUUGAAGCGUGGGCCGCGCAAAUCAAAUUAGAAGCACAGCAAAGACAAAACAUUAUCCUAAA
Messenger RNA from Drosophila willistoni, 1302 nucleotides. RefSeq names its product early boundary activity protein 1 (gene Elba1). Gene Ontology annotation, molecular function: transcription corepressor activity; DNA binding. NCBI's taxonomy places the organism in Eukaryota, Metazoa, Arthropoda, Insecta, Diptera, Drosophilidae. The transcript is spliced from 2 exons. The record is from RefSeq and is a predicted model, not a curated record. Gene Ontology annotation, cellular component: nucleus. Bases 108 to 1271 code for a protein of 387 amino acids. Gene Ontology annotation, biological process: positive regulation of neuron differentiation; negative regulation of Notch signaling pathway.